Notechis scutatus (mainland tiger snake) is the source of this 954-nucleotide messenger RNA. The record is from RefSeq and is a predicted model, not a curated record. Lineage: Eukaryota; Metazoa; Chordata; Lepidosauria; Squamata; Elapidae.
AUGCUUUUCUACCUGGGCACAGUUUGGGUGCACUUGUGCUACGGAUUCAAUGUGGAUGUGGAUACCCCAACGAUCUUUGAAGGCCAGAGUCAGAGUUUUGGCAUAAGUGUCGCCCAGAUUGAGAAUAAGGUGCUCGUUGGGGCCCCAUUCGAAACAGGCCGGGUGAAUGAAAUGGGCAAACUCUACCAGUGCACCUACCCUUUGGGUGACUGUAAAGAGAUUAGCAUCCGAAGACCAAGAGAUGCUUUCAAUAUGUCCUUUGGCUUGACCUUGGUUGCCCAGAAUGAUCAGGUCCUGUUUGCUCUCAUGCAGUUUUCAGGGAACUUCAGGGAACAUUUUAAUUUCAACAGUAAAGACUCUGCACAACUUGUAAUGAAAGUGAAGCAGCUGUAUGGAUGGACCAAAACAGCUACAGGCAUCCGCAAAGUUGUGAGGGAACUGUUUAUUGCAGAAAAAGGAUCUCGGAAUAGUGCUACAAAGAUCCUUAUUGUGAUAACCGAUGGAAGCAAGAUGAAUGAUGAUGCUGAGUAUUGGGAGGUGAUACCAGAGGCUGAACAAGCUGGGAUCAUCCGUUAUGCCAUCGGGGUUGGCUCUGCAUUUUCAACCAUCGGAGUCCAACAGGAACUGAAAGACAUCGCUUCUGAGCCAGACGAUGAGCAUGUUUUCAAAGUCAAUAAUUUUAAUGCUUUGAAAAGUAUCCAGGAGCAGUUACAGAACAAAAUCUUUGCAAUUGAAGGCACCCAGUUCCGGAGUAGCAGUUCCUUCCAAAUGGAAAUGUCCCAGGAAGGUUUGAGUGCCCUCCUGAUCACGCAAGGCCUUGUCGUCGGAGCUGUGGGAGCCUAUGAUUGGUCUGGAGGAUUACUUCUAUAUCAAACCGGCCACCAAGACCCAGAAUUUAUUAAUAUCUCCAGCAUCCUCAAAUAUAUGAAUAAUUCCUAUCUCGCAUUUUACUGA